Messenger RNA from Limulus polyphemus (Atlantic horseshoe crab), 402 nucleotides. Its product is annotated as titin-like. NCBI's taxonomy places the organism in Eukaryota, Metazoa, Arthropoda, Merostomata, Xiphosura, Limulidae. The annotation marks the transcript as partial. The transcript is spliced from 2 exons. The record is from RefSeq and is a predicted model, not a curated record.
GUAAAAGUUCUAUUGAUACAACAACGAUACACGAAGUUGGUUUAGGACAGAUUGAAUAUCUGGAACGGCCUCAUCACCAAGAACCUCACUACCUGAUCGAAGAAUUUUCUAAGUCCAAACCUAUUUUCACUCACCCUCUUCACGAUCCUAAACCUUUAAGGGAAGGAGAACGAGUUCAUUUAGAAUGUCGUCUAGAACCCGCCAAUGACACUACUAUGAAAGUUGAAUGGUUCUUUAAUGGAAAACCUCUAAAAUCAGGUAGUCGAUUCCAUACACGCUAUGAAUUUGGUUUUGUUGCCCUGGACAUCUUGACAGUGUACCCGGAAGAUACCGGGGAGUACACCGUGAGAGCAACCAACCAUCUGGGAUCUUCUCAUACAAGUGCUAAUGUGAAAAUCAUUG